AUGUCCGCCGUUCUCCAAGAACAACGACAGCCCUUCAACAACGUCCCUUUGUCCCCGCGUCCUGCUUUCACUUCAUCGAACCACAUUGAUCUCACCGCCGACGAUGACGAUGAGAUUUCGGACACCACAACCUCUGAACGCGACAUUGGACGACUGUCGAAGAGGCCACGUAUAGAGCAACCCCAGCAAUCUUCGAAUAACCAGUCUUCUUCCGCACAAUCUCGUUUUACACCGCGUACAGGUCCUGGCGCUUUUCCAUCGGGACCGAGCUACUUUGGUGCAAAUCCCCCCAUGGCCCAUCUCCCGGCACCCAACCAAGGAUUCAACCACAAUGAGUAUCGCCCCGCAUUUGCAGGCCCAUCCUCAGCUAACCAUUUUGGACUGCGCCAACAACACCAGUCGUCGCCGAACGGUUUGCCUGGCCCUUCGACGGCGCCUUUUCGGCCUCAAGUACAAGGGCGUCAACCUCCGCCAACCCAUAUACACAGCAGACAAGUCAUUGAUCUCACAGCAUCGCCAUCGCCUCCACCGCAUCAAGUCAGACAAUCGCAGGAACUGCAGACUGGAGGAAGCAGCUGCGGACUCCCUCCAGAUUUGCCGCCGAAAACACCGGUUUGCAUUGGCCAACUCACAGUUACGGCGCUUAUCUUGUACCCCGUUCCAUACAUCGUCCCACAGGACCAUAACUCGGAUAAUGAAUAUGCUCCUGUUCGACUUCAGUAUGAGCAUGCCGCAAACAAACCAGGCGGUUCCGAAACCAUCCACAUACGCACACCCACUAGCCGCACGCCCAACGGGGAGCCCACUGGCGGUGAAGGUUUUGGAGUUGUCGAACAAAAGGUUGCUACUUCUCUUGGCCCAAUGCUAGGCAAGGGUCUUAUCCGACUCGACGCCAAAAUACGCAAAGGCCGUCCUAAUCUUCCCAUCUUGCCCUUACAAAUGUUGGUGUACACACCGAAGGGAAAUAUCCCUGUUGUAGGGAACUUUUUGCAACAAUGUGGCUUGCUCCUUGAUCACCCUUCGCCGACAUUUGACAUCAAGAUUAUCUCGCAUUACCACUACUUCAAUCCGCACAACCCCCCUCCUGGCGGGCACGCUAGUCGGGGCAUACACCGUGACAUGCGGUGGACCACUCCUUCCAACCCCGGAAAGAGUGUAGAGGUUCAAAGGAGUCAAGUAGACGAAUUGUUCAAGAACCUGAAAGAUGGAGAAGAACUAGCAGAGACGGAAGCAUCGCCGGAUGUUGCCACGAAGCUAUACCCUCAUCAGAAGAAGGCUUUGACCUUUUUGUUGGAAAGAGAACGCGAGCGUUGCAACUCGGACGGUACAUAUUCUUCCCUGUGGCAGAAGCGGAUGCACCCGAUAACCCGUCGGGUCUCGUGGUAUCACCCCGUUACAUCACAAGAGGUUUUCGAAGAACCUCGAGAAUCGAAAGGGGCUAUUCUGGCAGACGAUAUGGGCCUUGGUAAAACGAUCACCUGUGUGUCUCUCAUUGCUGCAACUCUACCCUCUGCUCGCAAUUUCGCCACCACCCCGUUGGAACGACCGCCGCCACUCCCGGGACGUGAUGUCGAAAUGUUGGAUCCUUCCCAUUUUGCUGGGAGCGUUUGGGGAAUGCCCGAGGUCAACCAGAGCGCGUCAUCAAACAAGGGGAAGGCGUCAAAAGCGCAAGACAAGAUGGAAUCCGACUACGUCCGUAUCUGCCGCAUCAAGGCAAAAAGCAGAGCCACUCUUAUCAUUUGCCCGCUGUCUACUGUGGCAAACUGGGAAGAUCAAUUCCGUGAACAUUGGAAAGGAGAAGUCACCGUCGUCGGCGGAAAUGGAGGCUGCCCUCCGCAAUCGAAUGGCCACCAGUCUUGCCCAGCUGAGAAGUCGGAAGCUAAGCCGGCCCGGGUACGCGAGGGCACCCCUUUGCGCGUCUACAUCUACCACGGAAACGCCCGCCGCCCCGACCCUGCUUUUCUUGCAGACUUUGACGCAGUCAUCACCACGUACGCAACUCUGGCGUCCGAGUUCUCCAAGCAAACCCGCAGCACAGCUGUCAACGAAGACGACGAAGAAGACAGUAGUGAUGUUGGACCAACGGAGGUCGACGAGAGGGGGAAUGCAGUCAUCAAGCUUGGGAAAGCAAAAAAGGGUAAAAAACGGAAGAAAACAUCGGUCCUUGCCAACGUUGCCAACGAAGUGUCGAGCCCACUGCAAAGUAUUCAUUGGUUCAGGGUCGUCCUUGACGAAGCUCAGCGCCUGUGCCUAACAGGAACUCCAGUGCAAAACAAGCUGGAUGAUGUGUUCGCACUUAUCAAGUUCUUGCGUCUUUCUCCUCUUGACGACAAGAAUGUUUGGACAGAACACGUUGGAACGCCCGUCAAGUAUGGCCAUGCCCUCGGUAUCGCCCGUCUACAAAGCAUCAUGAAGUGCAUUACCCUUCGGCGGACAAAGGAGAGUAAAACAGCAGAUGGGAAGAAAAUCCUUUCAUUGCCCCCUCGGCGCGACGAGUUGCGGCUCCUCAAGUUCGAUGCUCAGGAACAGGAGAUAUAUGAUCGCUUCUUCACAGAGUCGAAGGCGGAAUUUAACGACCUUUCUAACAAGAACGAGAUCAUGAAGAAUUACGUCGGUAUUCUGCAAAAGAUCCUUCGACUUCGCCAAAUCUGCGAUCACUUCGAGCUUGUUGAAGGCAAGGAACCCGGCGGACAAUCCACGGAGCCGUCACUGAAAUACGAGGACGUCGUCGAUGCCAUAACGAAGGAAGGCUUCACCGCUGCACGCGCCAACGCUAUCUUCUCCAUCUUGCGAGACUCGGCAACCACUCAAUGCGUAGAGUGCGGAGGAGAGCUCUCACCUCCAUUGGACCAGGCUGACUGCCCUGAUGCUGAAGCGACUCCCUCCAAACCCAGGGGUCGCAAGCCGAAGGCGGCCCAAUCAGCUUCCUCAUCCAGGGGACCGACGAGAGCGAGCAGCCCCGUAGUGCCGCGCAUUGUGUUGACCAAAUGUCAGCAUCUGUUCUGCAUCGAAUGCUAUCGAAACUCAAUUUGUCCGGGUUGGCCCAGUCCUUCCUCCGACGCCUGCCGCUCGUGCUCCGUCUGCCAAACUGCCCUUAGUCCUACGGACGCCAUCGAAAUCAAAUGCGACACUCUUGAGAAGAAAAAGCCUCAGAAGAAGGAGAAGCGUCAGAAGGGCGUAGCAUUGGAAAACUUCAGACCAUCGACCAAAGUCAAGGCUCUCAUUUCCGAUCUGAUCCAGUUCUCAAGGAUGAACCCUCAUUCAGCCAACUACGACAACGAAAUCCAACUGACCGACAACCAAGGGAAUCACGUAGAAGCCGAUAUUGUCAAAACCGUUGUUUUCUCGCAAUGGACGACCAUGCUUGACAAGGUGGAGGACGCGCUAGAGGUUGCAGGAAUACGCUAUGAUCGACUGGACGGCACGAUGAAGCGCGAGGAGCGCAUCAAAGCUAUGGACGCUUUGAAGUUCGACCCCGGCUGUGAGGUCCUUCUUGUUAGUUUGAAGGCGGGAGGUGUUGGCCUCAAUUUGACCGCUGCCCAACGAGUUUAUUUGAUGGAUCCCUAUUGGAAUCCUGCCGUUGAAAAUCAAGCUGUUGAUCGUAUUCAUCGACUUGGCCAAACCCGACCAGUUCAAACAGUGAAGCUGAUCAUCGAAGGCUCCAUCGAGGCGCGACUACUUGAGGUGCAGAAGAAGAAGACAGAACUCGCGAACAUGACUCUCGGCCAGAACGUCAGCAAGUCUGAGAUACUGGCCAGGCGUAUUGAGGAACUCAGUCAACUGUUCAACGACGGGCUCGGUGUCUAUGUAGGGUGCCGUCGCGCGGGAGCUCUGACGCGAACUUGUCUCAUGCCACCAACACCAACACCUCUUCAGACCCCUUCUCAGAUAUUCUCGCUCUAUCGUACUUGUCUGAGGGAAAUCCGACAAUUACCUCAUGUCUAUUUGCAAAUAAAGGCGCGAGAUGACAUUAAGAGGAUAUUGAGUUGUCGUCGACCGCAAAUCCACAACCGGAGGUUCAAACAGAUGCAAAAGCAUGUCCUUGGUGUCGCAUACGGUCGGAAGGGUAAAUUGAAAUGGGAGUUGCUAGAGCCUCUCGCAGACCAAACAUCUCUCCCAACUCCACCUCCAAUUAUUCCCGGGGUAGAAAAGUCUCGACCUCCAGUUUAUAGCCCGGCGUUGACAGCACUCUUGACCAGUCCCGAUGCAAGGAAAGCUCGUCGGGCCAUGAGACAAGGCGCGUGGAAGGCAUCGAAUGUUCUUCCGCCUCGUGCAGACCCAGAAUCCGAGCUCGCUCGCCUUUUGGGCCCAUUCAGCAAGCGGCGGGAAGUCAACCUCCAGCAGCGGUUCUUCAAAAAGGCAUGGUCCACAGUUCAUCCACCCCUGGAGGUCCAGGCGGAAGCCGAAUCAGGCUACAACACCUUCAGAAAACCAGAAUCAGUCACAACGACACCCUUCCUUAUGGGUUCGACGACGAUACCGUGA
Molecule: messenger RNA, 4485 nt
Organism: Coprinopsis cinerea okayama7#130
Lineage: Eukaryota; Fungi; Basidiomycota; Agaricomycetes; Agaricales; Psathyrellaceae
Product: DNA repair protein RAD5
Exons: 13
Coding region: 1-4485 (1494 amino acids)
Molecular function (GO): ATP binding; ATP-dependent chromatin remodeler activity
Source: RefSeq, a predicted model, not a curated record